Dibothriocephalus latus is the source of this 1011-nucleotide messenger RNA. Lineage: Eukaryota; Metazoa; Platyhelminthes; Cestoda; Diphyllobothriidea; Diphyllobothriidae. The record is from the annotation of a GenBank genome assembly.
AUGAUUGCAAGUGUUCGAGUACGCCAACUGGUCGCCUUUUUGUCUGGAUUUCUGCUUUUUCUAGCCAUAAAUAGGAUUAUAUUAUAUACGCAUUCGUCAGCCUCUCAAGCUCGUUUUGAUCAAAUCACACCCAAGCUAGGCGAAGGAGAUGCGGUUCUUGCUGAAGAAACACGGAAGAAAAUCCGACUAUUCACCUUCAUUUUGACAAACUCUAAGAACGCAGCUAAAAAAGCUCCCUAUAUCAAAUCCACAUGGACUCGUCGUGUCGAACGCUUCCUCUUUCUGAGCAACGAGGAUAAUUCAAGCUUACCAGCCAUCAAAACCGUUGUCGAGGAUAACAAAGAGACGCACUUUCAAAAAGUUAUCACCGGCCUGCUCUUUGCUUACCGGCAGAAUCUUGCCUACUUCGACUACUAUAUAAAGGCGGAGGAUGAUACCUACGUCAUUCCGGAAAAUCUCCGGUUUCUACUGCGUGCUUUUGACCCUGAUGAUCUGAUCAUGAUGGGACAUGUGUUUCAGCCCAAUUAUACCCAAACGGACAAGUCUGAUCGUGCUGCUUAUGUCCUUUCACGAGGCGCUCUGCUAGCCGUUGCCGCAGGAGCUAGUAAGAAUUUAUCAGACUGUCGGGGCUCCACACUUCCCGAACACGUAGCAAUGGCCGUCGCCUGCCUCUACGAUCUUGAACCCUUUGCAGUUAAACACAUGACCCAUUUGGAAGGCAUGGACUGCAGUCUGCGACCUAAGACAGCCAUCUUUUCCAGCUGUCUCCUGCACAACCGAAUUGCAAUCGUCAUGUGCGUGAUUCUUAUACCGAGUGACGUAAGGAAUCCCGUCAAGGUUUCGGCAGCCGUGCGACUUCCCCAAAAAAAGACUCGGGAGUGUGAACGGAUAUUGGUUGGUCUUGAAAAGCUGCCAGAGGUGGUUGAUUUCAUCUUCCUUGGCCGCUGUUCCGCUGCAGUGACUUUCCCAUCGUCGAUAGAGCAUGUAUACGCCGAUUUACCUGUUUCAUGA